Messenger RNA from Candidula unifasciata, 623 nucleotides. The record is from the annotation of a GenBank genome assembly. NCBI's taxonomy places the organism in Eukaryota, Metazoa, Mollusca, Gastropoda, Stylommatophora, Geomitridae.
GGUCCAAUGUCACAGAGGAGGAAUUAAGAGCCGCAGAGGACAAGUUUGAGGAGUCUAAAAAUUUGGCAGAGAAUGCUAUGCAUAAUGUGCUUGAAAAUGAGGUGGAGUAUAUCAGCCAGCUGGAGGCUUUCAUUGAAGCUGAAGUGGAUUACCACCGACAAGCCCUGAACACUCUUCAGUCAUUAUUAGAAACUCUAGAACAAAAACGUAGCGAAGCGGCAAGCCGGCCCAAAUCGGAGCACAUACCAAAACGUGUGGGUUCAUUCCACCGCAGCGAGUCUCCAAACAGCUAUGACGACCAGAAUGAGAACAUAGACAUUGGUGGCAAGUCUGGCAGCUACACCUUCAACAGUAUUAAGGCACCCUCGUAUCAUCAAUCAGGGUAUGACUUCUAUGGCGAACAAGAUCCUUUUGGAUCUUAUGCUGUUCCUGACACUAAGAAGAAGCCGAUGGCUAGAGCUCUGUACGACUUUAUUGCUGAAAAUGAGGGUGAGCUGGCUUUCCAGGAAGGUGACUACAUUGAUCUUAUAAGUCAGGUUGAUGAGAACUGGUUUGAGGGAUCUCUUAAAGGACAAGCCGGUUUCUUCCCCAUCAACUAUGUGGAAGUCAUUAACCCGCUCUGA